Molecule: messenger RNA, 1169 nt
Organism: Cuscuta campestris
Lineage: Eukaryota; Viridiplantae; Streptophyta; Magnoliopsida; Solanales; Convolvulaceae
Source: the annotation of a GenBank genome assembly
CCCCCCAUAUUCCCAAAUUCCUUUUUUUCCCCCAUUUUUUGUUUCUCCCUUUCCCAUUGCAUUUUCCUCGCUGCAAUCUCAGAUCUCUCCCCCCUGAAGGAUGGCGCGUGAGGAGAACGUCUACAUGGCCAAGCUGGCGGAGCAGGCCGAGAGGUACGAAGAGAUGGUGGAGUUCAUGGAGAAGGUCUCCUCCUCCCUCGGCGACCCCGACGAGCUCACGGUGGAGGAGCGGAAUCUCCUCUCCGUCGCUUACAAAAACGUCAUAGGUGCACGCCGCGCCUCCUGGAGAAUCAUCUCCUCCAUCGAGCAGAAGGAGGAGUCCCGUGGGAACGAAGACCACGUCAACGCCAUCCGCGAUUACAGAUCUAAGAUCGAGACCGAGCUCUCCAAAAUCUGCGAUGGAAUCCUUAAGCUUCUCGAAUCCAAACUCAUUCCCUCCGCCUCCGCCGGCGAUUCCAAGGUCUUCUACCUCAAGAUGAAGGGCGACUACCACCGCUACCUUGCCGAGUUCAAGACCGGAGCCGAGCGUAAGGAGGCUGCAGAGAGCACUCUCACUGCCUACAAAUCCGCGCAGGACAUUGCAAACGCCGAACUUGCACCCACACACCCCAUCCGUCUCGGGCUGGCUCUAAACUUCUCUGUGUUCUAUUAUGAGAUUCUGAACUCUCCUGAUCGCGCUUGUAACCUCGCAAAACAGGCAUUCGAUGAAGCAAUCGCCGAGUUGGACACUUUGGGAGAGGAGUCAUAUAAGGACAGCACUUUGAUCAUGCAACUCCUUCGUGACAAUCUGACUCUUUGGACUUCUGAUAUGCAGGAAGAGGGAGCGGAUGAGAUCAAAGAGGCUCCCAAGAAAGAUGAAGAGCAGCAACAUUGAGGGCGGUUUCCUUCUCAUUUGCCUUUUUCCAACGUGGCUUUCCGCUUUAUGGCAUUCUCCAGUCAGUCGUCAAGAAUGAACUGCUUAAUUUAUGUCUAAUACUUUGUUGCUUGGUCUUUAACUGGAUGUGAUUCUGAAAGAUCAAUUCAUUCCCAGCUGCUUCUUUGAACUAUUUUGUUGAAUUGGUUGCUCUUCUUUUGUGAUGUUAUGCGAUGUUCACCGGUGGUCAACCUUUAUUGUAUUUGAAAGAGCUUUGUGUUGAGUUGGACGCUGAUUUGAACAUGUUGAUAAGAUA